This is a messenger RNA of Pieris rapae (cabbage white), 1511 nucleotides long. Its product is annotated as ornithine transcarbamylase, mitochondrial-like. Gene Ontology annotation, cellular component: mitochondrion. Gene Ontology annotation, molecular function: amino acid binding; ornithine carbamoyltransferase activity. The record is from RefSeq and is a predicted model, not a curated record. NCBI's taxonomy places the organism in Eukaryota, Metazoa, Arthropoda, Insecta, Lepidoptera, Pieridae. The transcript has 7 exons. Bases 488 to 1459 code for a protein of 323 amino acids. Gene Ontology annotation, biological process: L-citrulline biosynthetic process.
AAUUCAUCAAAACUUCUAACACUCAUUCGAAAAUACCCAAAAAAUUUCUUUGGAUGUUCCCGAAGUUUAUGAAACAUGGUUAAAAUUCUUUUCGCUUUUUUUCUCUUUUGAGUUUCCUUAUAAGCUCACAGAUGACGACCGAGACGGUCGAAAUCCAAAUGAAGCUUUAAAAAAAAAUUGUCACUGUCACCUUUCGUGAGCGCACCCCGCUUUGGUGGCGUGACGUGACAGCGACAAAAACUUUUUUGUCAUGUUGACAAAAGUCACCGGUGCGCGCUAGCUCUAACUGGAUUGUUUUAAGAAAGCUCAUGAUAGGCCUCGAGAAAUGAACAAUUGACUCGAGAGUCGCAAUCGCGAAGUCUGUGGCGUUUAAAAAAAUGUUAAUUGUGAUAUUGACAUUUAAGUAGUGACGUUGACGUAGUGAUAACUGGGAAUCAAUUAUUGGAAUUUGUAAUAAAUUAACCUGAAUUUAUUUAAUGUAAAGAAAAUGAAUUUUUUGACAAUAAAAUUAUGUAACCAUGUUAUUACACAUACUAUGAGGAGUAUUCAAAAUUGUUGCAUUGGAUCUACCCCUAAACAUCUCAUUUGCUUCAAAGACUGGACUGGUGAUAUGAUUAUGGAAAUAAUAAACAGCGCACUAAGAUUAAAGUGUAAUUUAAUUGACACACAUGGAAAGCGAUUGGAUUUGUUGGAAAAUUCAAAGAUAAUGAUACUACAAGAAGUCAAUGCACCAGUGUUAAACAUGGCUGUCUCUAAAGCAGCAACUUUACUCGGCGCUGAUGCGGUUAAUAUUGUAGAUCGACUGAUUUGGAACCAUGAUUAUAAUGGCCGAGUAUUUUCAUUUAUGGCGGAUGCGAUUUUCGUAGCAACAUCUACACAUACAUGCCUUCAAAGAUUUGCGAAGCAAUCUUUGGUGCCCGUGAUAUGUAUGACAUCUAGAACACAUUCUACUAUACAAGCAAUGGCUACUAUCAUGACGAUUAUUGAAGAAUUUGGGACAAUAAGAAAAUUAAACAUAGCAUAUUUUGGUUCUCCCCAUCCAGUUCUUAACUCAUAUUUGUUGCUUUGUCCAAUUCUUGGAGCGAAUAUCAAAUUUAAAUGUUCCUGUUCUAAACAACCAGUAAGCCCUCUUCUAUACAAGGCAGGUGAGACACUAUGUUCACAAUCCCACACCAGCCUUGAAGCAUGCACAGACAAAAACAAAGCUCUUUGUAAGGCUGAUGUUAUCAUAGCCGGUCCAGAAAAUGCCCAAAAGUUGAGUGAAUUUAAGCUAUGUGGCCAGGAUAUAGAAAAACUAGCUUGCCCCUCAUGGAUAUUUCUUCAUACUUGUCCAAGGGGCAAAGAAGUAGAUGACAACCUUUUUUUCCAUGAUCGUGCAAGAACAUUUAAAGCGUUUGAAAAUUUUCAAUACAUUGCUGCAGCCCUAAUGGCAUCAACAAUAAAGGAUCAUACAUUUUGAUAACCUUCUUGUAUAUAAAAAAAUUGAUAAGACAAGGAUAAUUGGGGGAAAU